Molecule: messenger RNA, 471 nt
Organism: Hepatospora eriocheir
Lineage: Eukaryota; Fungi; Microsporidia; Hepatosporidae
Source: the annotation of a GenBank genome assembly
AUGGAGAGUCUUGAUGAUGCUGACCGUAAAAAUAAUUAUGGUGAACGUGUCAAUGGACCAUGGGUUUUUAGCAUGGCUGAAGAAGGAUCCAGGAAGGUCAAAAUAUUUGUUGUGAAAAAGAGAGAUCGUGAUUCUCUGCUUCCUCUCCUACUUGAACACGUGAAUAAGAGUAGUAUUAUCCACAGUGAUGAUCAGAAAGCUUAUUCUGGACUAGGUACUGUGUUUAACGACCAUAAGGUCGUUAAUCAUUCAGAAAAUUUUGUUGACCUUAAUACUCGUUGCCAUACUCAAUUAAUUGAGUGUAUUUGGGGUCAAGCAAAAUUAAAGAUAAUAAAGAAUAAGAUGGGAACUACCCUUACAAUGUUACUGUUGGGUGAACCAACUUUAGUUACCAAUUUAUGUUUAUGUCAUUGUGACACUUCUGAAACUUCAGUUUCAGAAAAUAAUAUAAAAAGAAAAUUGUUUAAAUAA